GUUCUUUCACUCCCUCUAUAUCCAUAGCAUGUUUGUAAACGUGAUUCGACGAUUCUGACGCCCCAAAACGAAAUGGAAACAUGGAAAAUACCGAGAAACAUUUACUUGUAGUUGACAAGCCGGUUCAAUAAAUCAAUAUCAGAAUAACUUUUCAUCCCCAUAGUAAGUAUAAUGUGACCCAAUUGUAAGUACUUGUCUGUGGAGUGCUGGAUCAAUCCGUCUCAGUGGGGUUGGCUUGCUCUUCUCCGACAUCAUGACAUCGGACAAGGUUCUAUACAAAUUAGACCAUCCACAUGGCCCUGGGAGUGUUUUCACCUCAUGGAGGCCAGGGAACAGCACUCACCUGGCAACAACAGGUUGCGACGGUGUGGUCUCGAUUUAUGACAGACAGGGAGACAUACAAGAGAGAAUCCAAAUAAUGGGACUUUGCACAGGUUUCGGUUGGGAUUCGGAUGGUGAUGUGCUCGCCAUGAUAACUAACAAUUCAUCAACCAUAACGCUGUGGGACGCGACAACUAGAAAAAAAUCACAAAUUGACGCGGGAGUGAGGGAUGGAUUGACUUGCAUGAUGUGGGCCAAACAUAGUUGUCUUCUUGCUGUUGGCACACAGAGGGGUAACUUGGCCCUUUACGACCACAUACACGCCAGGAGAAUUCCCAUUAUUGGAAAACACAAAAAACGAAUUGUGUGCGGGGCUUGGUCCAACGAAGGUGUUCUGGCUCUCGCUGGAGACGAUAGAAUCCUCACAAUUAGCACAUCGGAGGGUGACACACGUAAGGAGAUAAUCCUCCCUGGGGACCCCCAGGACCUUCAAUUUAAUGAAAUGAAAACAGAGCACCGGACAAAUGGGGAAAAUACAGUAUCGCUCGUUGUUGGUAAAACUCGUCUCUUCCUCUAUAAUAUAAAAGACCCUGAGAACCCCAUGGAUCUUGGAUUUCAGAAGUUAUACGGUCCCAUUGUCACAUAUAAGUGGUACGGAGACGGAUAUAUUCUGUUGGGUUUCGAGGCAGGUUAUCUGAUAGCCAUAUCAACCCAUGUCAAAGAACUAGGCCGUGAAUUAUUUCAAAUAAAGAAUCACCGGGACUCUUUGAACGGAAUUUCCUUAAGCCUGGUUGCUGGAAAAGUAGCCACUUGUGGAGAUAAUACAUUAAAAAUCCACAGUCUACAGAAUCUUGAGGAAACUGAAAAGGUGAUUAUGGUGAGUGGUGAGGCAGGUGUCAGUUGUAUCGAGUGGUCGGCAGAUGGAACCAUGCUGGCUGCUGUCACUCAUAGUGGAAACGUCCUCAUCUAUCUCGCUGAAAUUCCCAAAUUGAUAAGUGUCUGUGGCAACAGAAUCGCCAUUCUAUCGAGCCUAACUGAAGUUAUAGUUCACCUCUAUGUAUUGGAUAAAGAAAAACCAGAACCUCAAUUGAUCCAUACAAUAAUCGAACCAUCAAUCCUGGCAGUUGGACCCCUCCACCUAGCUGUCGCUUUAAAUAACCGGGCAUUAUUUUGGAAUCUCUCUGCUGGACAAACAGACAGGGCCAUCCACUUCGAGCGAGACUAUCUUGCCACCGUGGAGAGUAUUCGUCUCAAUGAAAUUUACGCCUCUGUUUUAUUUGAUGGAAAAAUCCAACUCCACACCAUUAAGACAGAUCCGGCAUUGAUCAAAGAGGGAAAAGACUCAAAAAUAUUUUCAGACUCUGGAACCACCGAGGGUAAAAUCACGUGUCACGCUUUGUCGCCUGAUUUUUUGAUAUUCGGAACAGACAUGGGGAAAAUUGUCAACUUUUAUCUGGAGGUUUUUAAUCAUUCUACGGAACUAUCCCACAGCACUGGCAUAAAACAAAUAAUCCCCGAUGCCAAUGGCACCAUUAUGUGUUUCAUUGACGAGAAACACGAAGCAUAUGUCUACGAUCCGGUCAACGAGAGUGUCUCGCAUGUUCCAGACCCACCAGACGGUAUGGACGGUAUUGUCUGGGAUCAGAACGUUUUCGAGAGAUUCGUGUUUGGAGUAUUCAAUAGAACGACUAUUACAACUUAUGUUUAUAUCAAGUACCACAUUGAUGGAACUAAAGUUGUCAAAAUAUCUACCACAAAAUUACCAUCGGAAACAGUUCCAGUAUUAAUGUACAGUGGUGAAGUAACCUUAGGAAUGGCAGGAGGUAAAUUAUUAAACAUAACGUUAACAUCUCACGAAGAUGUUGGCAACAUCGUGGAGAAUAGAAAAAUUAUUGAGAUUCUGGAGCACCAGAUCAAAUGUAAAAGAUUUCUCCAGGCGUGGAGCACCUGCGAAAUGUUGAACGACAGAGAUUACUGGAUAAAACUAGGGAGAAAUACUCUAGCUAAUUUAGAAAUUGAAAUGGCGAUGAGGAUUUAUCGUCGCAUCGAGGAGAUAUCAAUGGUUUGGGCAUUGCAGAAGCUCGAACAUAUAGAGGAGCUUGCACUUUUAUCUGGACAUGUAUGUACACUUUUGGAAGACUACAAUAAGGCUGAGAAGUUAUUUCUUCAAUCGUCGCAACCGGUAGAGGCUCUGUAUUUGAGAAGAAAUUUGAUGCAGUGGGAGCAAGCACUGACUCUAGCUCAAAAACUGAAACCAGAUGAGAUUCCCUCCAUUGCGAGGGAGUACGCACAGCAGUUGGAGCUUACUGGAAACUAUCCAAAAGCACUGAUAAAUUACGAGCGAGGAUUGACAGAUAAUGAGAAAAUUUCUAGUUCCCAGGAGCACAACCACAGGAUGCAGUGCCUCGGAGGUAUCGCAAGAACAUCAAUUCGAUGUGGUGACUCUCGACGCGGUGUAAGUAUAGCCAUGGAUCCAGAAAGUUCUCGAAAUCUCCGAAGGGAGUGCGCUGAGAUUUUGGAAAUAAUGAAGCAGUUCAACGAAGCUGCUAUUCUUUAUGAGAAGGCUGAGUAUUUCGAUAAAGCAGCUUCUGCCUACAUAAAAUUAAAGAACUGGCUUAAAGUCGGGCAAUUGUUAUCACAAAUAUCAUCGCCAAAGAUCAACAUUCAAUAUGCAAAAGCUAAGGAGGCUGAGGGAAGGUACGAGGAAGCAGCAAGGGCUUACGAAACUGCUAAAGACUACGACAAUAUCAUUCGAAUAAAUCUGGAGCAUCUUAAUAAUCCAGCGAGAAGUGUUGAAAUUGUUCAACAGACGAAGAGCAUCGAGGGAGCAAAGAUGGUUGCUAGAUUCUUUCAGAGAAUGAAUGAUUACAACUCAGCAAUUAAAUUUUUAAUUCUUUCCAAUUGUCAUGACGAAGCUUUUCAAUUAGCAAAUCAACAUGGCAAAAUGGAGCUUUAUGGGGAAAUUCUUAUUAAUACUCUAGAUGAUGAUAAUGUAAGGCUGGAGGAUUUCAGAAGCUUGGCCAUUCAUUUUGAGUCGCAGAAGAAUAGUCUCCUUGCUGGGAAGUAUUAUUUUUAUGCCAAAGAGUAUCAUAAAGCAAUGAGACAUCUGUUGAAAGCUUCGCAUUUAGCUGCAAAUGACGAUGAGGCAAUCUCAUUGGCCAUUGAUACUGUUGCUUCAGCGAAAGACGAGAAAUUGUCGAGUCAAUUGAUUGAUUUUUUGCUCGGGGGCGAUGGACUCCCCAAGGAUCCUAAAUACUUGUUUCGACUUUAUAUGGCGAGAAAACAGUACAGAGAAGCUGCCAAAACAGCCAUCAUCAUUGCUAAUGAGGAGCAGAUCAGUGGAAAUUACAGGAAUGCACAUGAUGUUCUCUUUGGAAUGUAUCAGGAGCUCAAAAGAAAUAAUAUCAAUAUACCCCAGGAUAUGAAGAAUAAUCUGUGUUUGUUGCACUCAUAUAUCCUUGUGAGACUUCAUGUCAAGAGAAAUGAUCAUUUGAGGGGCGCGAGAAUGCUUAUCAGGGUUGCCAAUAAUAUAUCGAAAUUUCCAUCACAUAUUGUACCUAUUUUAACUUCGACUGUCAUAGAAUGCCAUCGGGCUGGACUCAAACAUGCUGCUUUCAAUUUCGCUGCAAUGCUCAUGCGACCAGAAUACAGAAUGCAGGUGGAUGCUAAGUACAGUAAAAAAAUUGAGGCCAUAGUUAGGAAACCACCAAAGACCAGGGACCAUGAGGUGGAAGAUGAGCCGGUAACACCUUGUCCUUACUGUAAAAAUCGAAUUCCAGAGACGGAUAUCAAUUGUGAUAAGUGUAAAAACACUAUUCCGUUUUGCAUUGCUACGGGUCGACAUGUGCUGGAAAAUGAUUUUACCUUUUGUCCUCAGUGUAAUUUCCCGGCAAUUAGAAGUGAAUUCGUAAGAAUCAUUGAAAUCGAAGAGACUUGUCCAAUGUGCAAUGAGAAAGUGGAUCCACAAAUGGUCCCCCAAAAUGUAAAUAUCCGUCCAUACCUCGAACUUCAAGAGGAUAAGAGUAGAUCUCACAUUUAAAUAAAAAAAUUGUCUUCGUAUAUUUGAAGAUAGCAUUAUAUAUGACAAAAUAUAUAAUGAAACAAUCUGUCGGCCUCUAUAAUAAUUUCAUAUUUUAAAGUACCAUAUUAACAAGUUAUAUAUUGUAAGCCACAGUAUUGUAAUAGUAAAUAUUCCAAUUCCGUCCCAAAGUGCUUAACUUAGACUUUCGUUACAGCCCAUUUUUUUAAUGUAUUUUCAUUAUAAUUAAGAAGUGGAAUUUAACUGUCUGACUUAUUUGAUACUUUCAAUGGUUUCAUGAUUAUUGUAGGCAAUGGAAUACCACCAGGUAAAAAGCCAUUUCUUUUAUAGCACCCUCAACUACUAAAAAGAAAUCGCCUAACGAUUUUCCUAUUUUGAGUACGUUAAGCACAAAGUACAAUUCCAUUAACGUACCUCAAUACAAUCGCUCGUUUAUUGACGAAUGGUUUGUAAAUAUCAUUUAAUAAUGUAGAAAAUGUAUAAAUAAAAGAUCACAAAUUUCUUUCUUGAAAUGUAA
Molecule: messenger RNA, 4877 nt
Organism: Diachasmimorpha longicaudata
Lineage: Eukaryota; Metazoa; Arthropoda; Insecta; Hymenoptera; Braconidae
Gene: Oseg6
Product: WD repeat-containing protein 19
Exons: 4
Coding region: 254-4360 (1368 amino acids)
Biological process (GO): intraciliary retrograde transport; cilium assembly
Cellular component (GO): cilium; intraciliary transport particle A
Molecular function (GO): protein binding
Source: RefSeq, a predicted model, not a curated record